AUGGGAUCAUGUGCUAAGGUACUAAGUGCAAAGAAUGGAGAAAAGUCACUGAAAAAGACUUCAAGCUAUCGAGGAGGCCGGCUAGGAUACAUUUGUUUUGAGGAAGAGAUCAUAAAACAACUUCAAAAGAAAGGGGUACAUGUUUCAGAUUUGCCUCGACAUGUAACUUGGCUCAAAGCUCAUUCUAAAGAAAUAGAUGGUCAACUGUUCUUUGAGAAUCCUGCUGAUGAGCUAAUCGCUGAAGCAAUUGAUGAAUUGGAUGCUCAAGCUCAAAGAGGAAAUGAGAUAAUUCAUACCGUUCAUGGUGGUUCAGGUAUUAAUAGCCAAAGAUCUGAAAGUGCUGCUCCAUUUGGGGGUUUUGUUAACCUGCUACUUGGUGGUCAAGGGUUUGGUGCUCCCCAAUUUGGUACUUUCUCUACCCAAGGUUUAGGUGGUGGCCAAUUCGGAGAUUUUGGUGGACAAUUUGGUAAUCCAGGUAACCAGCUUAGUGGAUUAAAUAAUCCAGGUAACCAGCUUAGUGGAUUAAAUAAUACAGGUGGCCAGCUUAGUGGAUUUAAUCAUCCAGGUGGCCAGCUUAGUGGAUUUAAUCAUCCAGGUGGUCAGCUUAGUGGAUUUAAUAAUCCAGGUGGCCAGCUUAGUGGAUUUAUUAAUCCAGGUGGACAGUUUAGUGGAUUUAAUGGCCAAAAUGGUGGUUCUCAGUUACCAGUGUCGAAUCAGCCUACUACAAAAGUACAACAUAUUGGGAAUCAACCUACUACAGAAGUACAACACGCUGAGAAUCAGCCUACUACAGAAGUACAACAGGUUGAGAUUUCUCCCUAUCGUGUUCCUUGGCCUGAGCAACACGUAACUGAAGGGGAUCAACAACUAGAUCAGAAUUUUGGUCUUUCCCAUGACACAAGUCGUGAACCUAUCAGUGGCGAUCCAAUAAGGCAAGAGCUCAGUGGUGGUGAUCCAUUAAGGCAUGAGCCCAUGAGUAGUGUACAACAUACUUUUCCUGAGGGUUGGAGUGAUUGUUAUUUGGCGAUUCAAAGUGACAAAGAGCUUCAAAUUUCUGCCACCGGAAAGGUGGAGAUAUAUAGCGGAACAAAAGUGAUAAUUAUUCAUGGUAUAAAGGUUGAGAAUGGUCUUCUUCGAGUCUCAGUUGACCAAGUGAUGAUGCCAGCAGCACAUGUGCCAUGUCCAACCUCAGAAUUCACUUAUGUGUCUCAAACUAAGAAUAGUUUUGCUCCGUGGCCAAGUCACUUGAUUUUUCCUAAGGUUAAGGAUGAUGAACAGCCAACAUAACCUUUGUCUUCCCCAUCCCCACAAACGCCAUCAUCACAAGGAUCAACCACUCGUAAGUAUGUGAUAUCUGAGGAGGAUCGUGCCAAGUUAACCACUAGUUUGUUGCGUAAAUUCAAGAUCCAAGCUAUGAAAAUGAAAGCUAAUGAGGAGUGCAUAACGGUAACAAUCCCGACAAGUGUGUUUGGUCAUGAGCAAAAACGUAGUAUUGAUUAUGAGAAUAUGUUUGAUUGGUGCUUCCAAAGAGAGAUUGGAGCUACUCACUUGUCCAUCUUUAUGAAGUACUUGAGCGAAAUGUGUAAACAAGAUAGUGUAGCCGGAAUGUAUGGAUUUUGCGAUUGUAAUUACUUAUCUCCUUUGACACCAAUUGAUGGAGAAGAAAAAAGAUCUGAUUAUUUAUCGGGGGUUUUCAGUCAAAAUGAAGGGAAAAAUGUAAAUCAACUUUUCUUUGCUCCUUAUAAAGAGAAUCGACAUUGGAUGGUUGCGGUCAUAAGUCCUUGGAAUGGAGUAGUAUUUUGGCUUGAUCCAGCCAGAGCGUCCAAUGAAAUUCGUGAAUAUGCUCAAAAGAUCAUCAAUGACGGGAUCACGAAAUUUAGCAAGAAAUAUCGGAAGGAUAUCAAGGUGAAAAAGAAUAAUCCAGGGAUAAAGUGGAAGAAACCACAAUGUCCUCGUCAACCCCUAAACUCAUACGAGUGUGGAUAUUAUAUAUGCCGCUACAUGCUUGAGACAAUAGAAAAAAGACGACAAGUUAUUCCCGAUCAGUACUACAGUGGAGUAUCUACUACUUAUUCUCAAGCGAAGAUUGACGAAUGAAGGGACUUAUGGGUUGCCUAUGUGUGCGAGCAUAAAGAACUAGAUGAAGAUUCUGAAGAUGAUGAUAUGGCAUAGGUGAUUAUUACUUCAUUUUAUUUUAGAAUUUGGUAUUUCUUUGUGGAGAAGAUUAUAGGAUGAAACAUCAAGUACCUUUAAACGUUAACAUUUUUUGUAAUAUUUUUUUUCUAUUAAUGAAAUAUUUGGAUUAUUUUGGUAUUAUGAGUACGUUUGAGAAGAGUUGGGAGGUGGUGAUGACUAAUAUGGUAGAUUUGGAACCAACAAAACAUGUGGGUGCAUGAGAGGAAGAGAUAGUGUGCUCAAGGGGUGACUAUGAAGCAGCGACCAAACGAGAAACCCCCCUAGCUAUGCCAAUAUGGACCUGAUACAAUCUGAGGUCCAGAUUCUGGUCCACAGGUAUAACAGGAAUAAAAAAAUUUGCUCUGCUGGUUAUUCUGCUCUUGUUUUCUUCUGUGUUUAGCUGCGGAUGCAGACUUUGUUCUGUUGCUCUGCAGGGCUUGUUGGGUAGUGUUGGUCUGGUAGCAGGCUACUAUGGGUUUUGCAGGCUGCUAGUGUUGUACUGCUGUAUCUGCAUUCUGUUUUUUGCUCCCUAGUUCUGGUGUUCAGAUGCAGGCAGGCCAGUACGAUGGUUUGUUGCUGGAAUGCAGAUGGUGUUGUUGGCAGGUUUUCUGCUGUUUGCAGUUGUCCUACUGCUGGCUUGGUUGCCUAGUUCAACUAGUGUUUGUUGGCUAGUUCUGGUUUCCUGGUACUGCUACAACUUGGAGCGCACCAGUGGCUGGGAACUACAAGCUGAACGAUGCUGCAAUAACGAUAGAAGGGAAGGUUGGAGCUAGAAUGGUGUUACGAGAUAGCAUUGGAGAGGUAAUGAUGUGUGCUGGUGAACCGUAUGCAAGCACAGGAUCAGUUAGCGAAGCAGAACCUCAGGCCAUCCUUUUUGGUUUGCAGUAUGUUCAGAAGAUUAGAGGUGCAACCUGCUGUUAGACAAGACAAUGGGGAGGAAUGCACUACAGAUUAUGAUUGCUGACAUUAAAGCUAUAGCUAGAAAUUCCAUUACUGUAAGUUUUUAUCAAUAGAAAUUGCAACAUGGCUGCACAUUCCAUGAUAGGUUAUCUCUUUCCUUUGUAACAACAGACAAAAAUGCAUUUUGGUUACUUAAUAAAGCUCAAAGUUUCCCGUAAAAAAAAUUUUAUACUUUAAUUUUAUAAAACAAUAAUACUACCAGCUAUCAGGAAGACUCGAACCUGAUAUGCAGGGUCAAAAAAAAACCAGAGAAUAAAAAAUAAAAAAUAAAAAAAAAAAAAAGCACUAGCGCAAAAAAAGAAAAAAAAAACCCAAAGAAACCUCUUUUCCGGAAAAAAGUGG
Spinacia oleracea (spinach) is the source of this 3477-nucleotide messenger RNA. RefSeq lists its product as uncharacterized. The transcript has 12 exons. The record is from RefSeq and is a predicted model, not a curated record. NCBI's taxonomy places the organism in Eukaryota, Viridiplantae, Streptophyta, Magnoliopsida, Caryophyllales, Amaranthaceae. Bases 1 to 1287 code for a protein of 428 amino acids.